ACAGAGAGGAGGGAAAGCACGAGCGGGCGAAUGGGAGGAGAUCACACGGAUCGGUGAUGUGGCGGAAAGAUUUCAAAUCCCGCCCAAACUCCCAAAUCGUUUCGCCCUCAGUCCAUUGGAUUUUAAUUUCCCCCCACGCCCUCGCCCCGCUUCCUCCUCUCCCCUUCUUAUCCCCCUCGCCUACUUCUCUACCACCUCAUCCCUUCUCCACUCAGAACGACAUCUCUCUCUCUCUUCGUCGUUUCCUUUUCUGCCCUCGUUAGACGAAACCCUAACCCUAAGAUUUCGCCAUGAAAGGGGGAAAGUCGAAGGCUGACACGUCGAAGAAGGCCGAUUCCAAGCUUUCGACGAAGAGGAGGGGGACGGAGAAGGCGAAGAAGACGGCGAAGAAGGCGAAGGCUGGGAAGGACCCGAACAAGCCAAAGAGGCCGCCCAGCGCCUUCUUUGUCUUCAUGGAGGAGUUCAGGAAGCAGUUCAAGGAGAAGAACCCUAAUAACAAGCUGGUGUCCGUGGUCGGCAAAGCUGGAGGUGAUAAGUGGAAAUCCAUGUCUGAUGCUGAUAAGGCUCCAUAUGUGGCCAAGGCAAACAAGUACAAGACCGAGUACACCUCCGAGGGACCAAAUAAAAACGAUGAUGAGGAAGAAGAAGAAUCCGACAAGUCCAAAUCUGAGGUGAACGAUGAUGAGGAUGACGAAGAAGGGAGCGAAGGGGAAGAGGAGGAAGACGAGGAGUAGGUGGUGUGAGGGCCACGGUGGAAGGAGAAGCGAAGGACUGCGCAUCAAAGAUUCCCCUAUAUUACCCCCCCUUUUUUUUGGUCCCUUAUUUUGUUUUUACUCUUUUGAAAAAAAAAAAUGUAGUAGAUAUGACUCUUUUGUUACCGUGGGGAACAAUACUAUUUUGUGAUAGAUGCGGCCGCACGGCCGCAUGCCUGCAUCUCUGCCGUCCAUCAUCACCUUGUACCUACUUUCAUCUAACUCUUGAGCUGAUUUUGGUGCAAUAUAUGGAUCUCUCUGUGUGUCCUCAUCUCUAA
Elaeis guineensis (African oil palm) is the source of this 1030-nucleotide messenger RNA. The record is from RefSeq and is a predicted model, not a curated record. Lineage: Eukaryota; Viridiplantae; Streptophyta; Magnoliopsida; Arecales; Arecaceae.